Molecule: messenger RNA, 1104 nt
Organism: Didymodactylos carnosus
Lineage: Eukaryota; Metazoa; Rotifera; Eurotatoria; Philodinida; Philodinidae
Source: the annotation of a GenBank genome assembly
AUGCAUUUUGAUACAUCGUUAAUAAUAUUACUAUCAUUUAAAAUUCGAACAUGUAUUAUGUACAAUAUUUUUAGACUGAUAUUUUUUAUUCAAUUUAUUUCAUGUGAUUAUGAUGAAGUAAGUUUCAUGUCAUUAAUUGAUUAUAAUCGUGGUGAUUAUUCUAAUUUAAUAUUAUCUUCUCCUCACGGCGGUUUUCUCGGAGCUAAUAUAACGAUGUUACAAAAAUUACCGAAUGCUGGUUGUUACAAUAAUUCACUACAACGUUGUGUAUAUACUGAACGAGAUUGUCUUCGAUUAGAUAUAAAUGGUUCAUUUAUAUUUCAAUCAGAUGCACGUUGUGUCAAUGAAAGAACAUCAACAUCUCAAAUGUUUUAUUUAACAUUGGCUAUUGCAAAUGAAUAUAAAACAUUAACUAAUCAUCGUCCAUAUACAAUUUUAAAUAGAUUAACGCGACAAUAUUUAGAUCCGGCAGAAGAUUUACUUAUGGGUACAUUUUUACUUGAAAAUGCUACUCGUUUAUACAUGGAUUAUCAUCGACUUAUUGCCAUGUCUAAAGAGAGCAUUAAAUCACGAUAUAGUCGUGGUCUAAUGAUUGAAUUUAUAUUUCAUAAAUAUUCACAAACAAUUCAUUUGGGUUACGGAUAUAGUCAUCAUGAAUGGAAAACUCAUAAUUAUAAUUUAUCGAAAUCAACAAUCAUGGAAUUAUUAGUCAGAAAAGUUGAUCCAACAAGUGUCAUUGUUGGUAAUCAUUCAUUGAGCCAUUUUUUACAAUUAGUCGGUUUUCAACAUGUUAUUCCAUCAUUACGAAAACAAAAUUCAGAUGAACAUAUAAUUAAAUAUCGUCCAUCAACUUAUUCAACAGAAAUACAUAGUUGUAAAACAUUAGGUGGACGAAUUAAUUCAAUAUUAUUCUCUUAUCCAAUCGAAAGGUUACGUUCACAUUCUCUAAAUAUGGAAGCAUCACGGAUAGCUCAAGCAGUACAUAAUUUUAUAAACGCAAAUGAUAUGAAAUUAUUAUCAUCAAAUGCAUAUUCUAUUGAGUCAAUGCAAUAUUUUCUCUGGAGUUUUAUAUAUUUACUUCCAUAUUGUUUUCUGCAUAUUUAG